AUUUCAGAUAAACUAAUUUCGAUGUAUUCCGCGACAGUGUAGUUAGGUUAAGUGAGGUGUCUAUUCAAAUCAGAAAACCCAAAAACAUUUUCCUACUGAACCCAUUUGAUUCGACAACGCAAUGUUGGAAAUUCUACCAGAUUCAGCCUGUCUUUCAAAUUUAGACUCGCAAUCUGGAAAUCUGUUGCUCUUCCUACUCAACACGUUGCUCGCCAGCCAAUGUGUUUUAAAAAAUCCUGCUAACUAUCCACCCGAUAGGAGUUCUGAAAUACAGGAUGGGGAUCGUUUCGAUUUUAUAGUAGUGGGCUCUGGAUCUUCUGGGUCUGUGGUUGCUACCAGACUGGUGGAAACUGGGAGAUUCAAGGUUUUGGUUGUAGAAGCAGGCGGUAUUCCAUCAAUUACAUCAGAAAUACCAGCUCUUUGGACCAACAUGCAGUUCACAGAUCAAGUUUGGAAUUAUCCCACUGAACCAUCAAACACUUCUUGUUUAGGAUUUCAAAAUGCAUCUUGUCUCUGGCCAAGAGGAAAACUAUUAGGAGGUUGCAGUGCCAUAAACGCUAUGAUCUACGUCAGAGGAAACGACAAGGAUUACAAUUCAUGGUCAGAAAAAGGUAGCGAGCUCUGGAACUAUGAACACGUCUCAAACGCAUUCAAAACCUUCGAAAAAUUGCAUUGUGAUGAUCAGACAAAUUUUGACGUUAACGGAAAGGGAGAUUUACUCCCUUUAGGUAGAACUCAAAUUGAAGAAACAAUCCAAAAUAUAUUAUUCAAAAGUGCAGAACAGCUUGGCUAUGAUAAACCAAAGCAAGAUGGUCAUGUAGGAUUUUUCGAAAACUUACAAACUGUACAUGAAGGAGUUAGGAUCAACUCCGCAAAAUCCUUCCUAGGUUCAGUUCGGAAUUCUGUAAAAUUGAGUCUAAGUAUGAAUACUUACGUACGGAAAUUGAUUAUAGAUGAGAAUAAGAAGAAGGCUGAAGGAAUCGAAGUCACCAUAGGUACCAGAAAACUCAAACUUUUCGCUGACAAAGAAAUAAUCCUUUCAGCGGGAGCCAUAAAAACACCACAGAUUCUCAUGUUGAGUGGCAUAGGACCAAAAAGACAUUUAGAAAGCUUAGGUAUCAAAGUAACACAAGACCUCAAUGUUGGAGGUAAUUUACAGGAUCACCUAAUGGUGUUUGUAUAUUCGAAGGUCAGUGACGAAGCUAUGAAACCAAUCAACAUUCAGGACGAAAUAUACAAAUACUACGCUCACAGAGAAGGAGUACUGAGCACCACUGGCUUAUUGAAUAUACAAGGAUUCAUCAACACUCGAAAUGAUACAAAAUAUCCUGAUAUACAACUUAUUUAUUCACCAUUACGAAAGAACGAUUUAGAAGUAAUAGAACUGAUAAUGAGGAGUUUCAACAUGGAUCCUGUUGUGACGAAUAAUGUUUUAGAGUUUUGUAAGAAGAACCAUGUACUGGUCACAGUAGUCGUUUUAUUGAAACCUAAAUCUAGAGGUAAAAUACUAUUGAGGAGCGAUGAUCCUGAACAGCCACCCUUGAUUCACACCGGAUAUUUAUCUGAUGAAAAUAACGAAGAUUUGGACACUCUACUUAAGGGAAUACGAAUGGCAGAAGCCCAAAUAGAGACGAAGGCUUUAAAAGAAGUCAAAGCAGAAAUUUUAGAUAUUGGUUUACCAAACUGCAAAGGCCACGAGUUCAAGUCGGAUGACUAUUGGAGAUGUUAUAUACAGAAUAUCGGUACAACAAUCUACCAUCCAACAUCAACAUGUUCCAUGGGCCACAAAGAUCAAGAUGAAGCUGUUGUAGAUCCAAGAUUGAGAGUUAGGGGUGUGAAGAAUUUGAGAGUUGUAGAUGCAAGCAUUAUGCCUUCUAUAGUUAGUGGUAACACGAAUGGACCUUGUAUGAUGAUAGGACAACGAGGAUCGGAGAUGAUUAUUGAAGAUCAUAAAGAUGUUCAUAAUGAAUUAUAAUGUAGAAAUGAUCCUUGGUCAGAAAAUAGUGGCAUUUAUUUACAUGCAUUUCAGUUAAGUGAAUAUGGGAAAGUCUAUUAGAAACCAUGUAUUUUUGAUAAGAUCAUUUUUCUAUGCCGUUAUUGUUUUCUAGAUUUUUCAUAACGAUGGACAUUAUUCCUCGAACACCAUAUUGUAUUAUAUUCGAACUUACUUAGGGAAAUCAAAGUGCAAAAUAUAAAAUGAAUUCGUUGAUUAAUAUAUUCAAUUAUUAAUAUAAUUUCUAGAUCAUAUAAUAUCUAAAUUUAUAAUGAGAGUAGGUAUCUAAUGAGAUACUGAUUCUUUUCGAUAUUCAAUUUCAAAUUUGGAUUAUUUAUUUUGGUUUAUAAGAGUCAAAAAAAUCGGAAGAAACACCAUCCUUUCUAUAAAAUAUAAAUUUAAUAUUUAAUAGGACAUAAAAAUUGAAUUUUUAAUAAUAAAAAUAUAAUUUUUCUUCUAAUUUUUUUUCGUCCAGUUAUUGUAUUCAUUAUUAUCACUCAUUUGCAGUGUCUAUACUAAUAAUGUAUAUUUACUUACAAUAUUUCUUCAUAGUCUGUAUCGAUUAAUGUGUAAAGGGUGUUUUUUUUAGAGCUAUAGAACUUUAAAUUGCAAUAAAACAACGAUGUAUUAUU
Molecule: messenger RNA, 2625 nt
Organism: Harmonia axyridis
Lineage: Eukaryota; Metazoa; Arthropoda; Insecta; Coleoptera; Coccinellidae
Product: glucose dehydrogenase [FAD, quinone]-like
Exons: 2
Coding region: 122-1975 (617 amino acids)
Molecular function (GO): ecdysone oxidase activity; flavin adenine dinucleotide binding
Source: RefSeq, a predicted model, not a curated record